UUAAAUUUAUUGUUUCUGUUGUUUUUUUUUUUUUUUUGUUUGUUUGUACACAACAAAUGUAAAGUGAUAAGAUAAUUGAACUUUGUUGUUUUUUAGUAGAUUUUAUUUAUAUAUUUCUGCUCUGUACUUUUAAAAUAUUCCACACCAUACUAGGAGGCUUUUUAAAAAUUACUACAAUAUUCAGUUCAAAUUGCAACUGUAAGCGAAGGUGAUAAGACCUAAGUUUAUUGAUGUUGGAUUAAUAUUAAUUAAAUAAAAAAAUAACCAUUAACCAUUAACAAGUAAACAAUGCCGAAAAUCUAUUUUAUUGGUGUUGAUGUGGGGACUUCAUCAGCUCGUGCUGCUUUGGUAACAUCAGAUGGAAAGGUCUUAAAACAAGCUGUUCAAAAUAUACACAUUUGGAAUCCAGAACAUGAACAUUUCGAACAAUCAUCGGAGGAUAUUUGGAAUGCAGUCUGUCAUUGUGUUAAGAGCGUCACCAGUGAAGUCUCUAAAGAGGAAAUCGUUGCAAUUUCCUUUGAUGCCACCUGUUCCCUUGUGGUUUUAGGAGAAAAUGGUGAACCUUUACCGGUAAGCAAUAGUCGACAGCCGGAACAAAAUAUCAUUUUAUGGAUGGACCAUAGAGCUCACAAAGAAGCGGCCCAAAUCAAUGAUACCAAACAUGAUCUCCUUAAAUAUGUGGGCGGUCAAGUUUCGGUUGAAAUGGAAUUGCCGAAAUUAAUGUGGUUAAAAAAUAAUCGUUAUCUCUCGACCUGGACUAAAUUGUGGAGGGUAUUUGAUUUGCCGGAUUUUCUAACAUGGCGCAGUACCGGCUGUGAUACAAGAUCUUUGUGUUCGGUAGUUUGUAAGUGGAAUUAUGAUGCUGUCAAAAUGGAAUGGAAUGCUGAUUUCUUUAGAGAAAUAGGACUCGAAGAUUUGCUUAAGAACGGAGCGGAAAUAAUAGGCAAUGAAAUAAAAGAACCCGGUACGCCAGUUGGUAAAGGUUUAAGUGAGGCAGCGGCUAAAGAAAUGAAUCUAUUACCUGGCACUAUAGUAGGCACCUCCCUAAUAGAUGCUCAUGCCGGGGCAUUGGGCAUGUUUGGUUGUCGUUCGACCGAGUAUAAUUGUGAGCUAGAGGGUAAAUUGGCUUUAAUUUGUGGCACUUCGACAUGCCACAUGAGUCUGACUAAGGAGCCCUGUGAGGCCAUUGGCAUUUGGGGUCCCUAUCGUAGUGCCAUAAUACCGGGUUAUUAUUUAAAUGAAGGUGGGCAAAGUGCUGCUGGGUUACUGUUGGAUCAUGUUAUUAAAACGCAUCCACAAUAUAUGCAUAUUAAAUUGAAAUUAAAUGAUAAUGAACAUAUAUAUAGCUAUUUGAAUAGAUUGCUAAAAAACAUGGCCAAAGAACGGGGUCUUGAUGAUGUUUGUUACAUGACCAAAGAUUUGCAUGUUUGGCCAGAUUUCCAUGGUAAUCGUUCUCCCAUAGCUAAUCCCAAUUUAAAAGGAAUGAUUUCUGGUCUCAAUAUGAAUGUAGAUGAAGAAUCUUUGGCAGUUUUAUAUUUAGCUUUUGUACAAGCUUUAGCGUAUGGUACCCGACACAUCAUUGACAAUUUACUCAAACAUCAACGAGUGCCUUUCAACAUUUUACUUUUCUGCGGCGGUUUAGCGAAAAAUGCUCUUUAUAUACAAUGUCAUGCGGAUAUUUGCCAAUUGCCAGCUUUAAUACCCGAUGAACAGGAAAUGGUUUUAGUAGGAUCUGCUAUGUUGGGUGCUUGUGCUGCUAAAGUUUAUGAAAAUUUAGAAUCUGCUUCUGCGGCCAUGGGUGGUACGGGUAAAUUGAUUAUACCACAAUUUGGCACUAAAGAUUUUCACGAGCGUAAAUAUCAAGUUUUCUUAGAAAUGUUAAAGGACCAAUAUAAAUACAAGGAUAUGAUGUGAGAACUCUUAGCUCAAAUAAACCUUGAAGGCAUUUAAUAAUAUGUUUAGAAAUUUAGUUAAUUUUAACUUACAUUCUUUCUCUUUUUUAUAUAUUUUGCGUAUUGUAUGUACAUGAUAAAAUAAUUUAAAUUUGUUUUUUCUUUUUGUUA
This is a messenger RNA of Lucilia cuprina (Australian sheep blowfly), 2063 nucleotides long. RefSeq names its product FGGY carbohydrate kinase domain-containing protein. The record is from RefSeq and is a predicted model, not a curated record. Gene Ontology annotation, biological process: carbohydrate metabolic process. Gene Ontology annotation, molecular function: kinase activity; phosphotransferase activity, alcohol group as acceptor. NCBI's taxonomy places the organism in Eukaryota, Metazoa, Arthropoda, Insecta, Diptera, Calliphoridae. The transcript has 5 exons. The coding region runs from base 289 to 1914 and encodes 541 amino acids.